AUGUCUCGCCGGACAUUCUUCCCGACCGGUGUUGGGAAAUGGGUGCCCUUCGAAUCCCGGGUCCCUCACCCUCAGCGGCGAACCUCAAAACCGGGCACCACUCGCACGGGCAUGGGCAGAAGCGGGAUAAACUACGUGCGACAGGCCCCUCAUCGCAACAUGGCCGACGAUGAAGAGGCGGCAGCAAAACGAGAGAAGGUGCAGAAGCGGAUGCGCACCCAGGUCGACGGAUGGGGCGGACACGGAUCCGGCCCGAGCUCGCAAUCCCCGCCUGUAAAGCUUCAUCGCCGCUACAUGUGUGAAAAGCCGAGAAAUGAUCUAGACGAUCGUUUGGAAGGGAUGAUGUGCGAAGGGCGUAGCUCGCGAUUUCCCUCAAAGUCACAUCUCAACUAUGGACAACAACAUUCGGCUCCGAGUUGCGAUGAGCUUCAAACUGUAAAUACAAGAGCCCAAGCCAUUGCCCGAAAGAUCAUUAAACUCAAAGAGAGUCAACCGAUAAACUGGGAAGAUGAGGUCGAUAAACUCGAAGACAUGCAAGUGGCGCUUGAGGAAGAGCGUUUCGAUUUGAUGCGAAAUGGGUUGCCCGGACCUUCAUCGCACCCCACUCGAGGAAUAAAGCCAAGUCGUGCGAACUCGUCGAACACAAAGUACCGUCGGGAACACGAAAAACAUGCCGAAUCGCGCUCAAAUAGGCACCGACAAGCGGAGAGUGAUCCAGAGUCGGAACUCUCAUCACAUAGUGAAGAUCGCCCCAGAAUCAGCAGCAAGAAUAGGAAGGAGCCAAGCCAAACGACGAAGCAACUUCCGACGGUCGAUCAGGUUGAAGCUUUGAAGAGCCGGAUGGCGGCGUUCAUGAAGAAGCUACCACCAGCUGAAAAAGUGAAGAGUCCACUACCAGCUUACCGCACUCCCGGCACUUCUCAAUUCUCCAGCACGCGCUCCCCAGAAUCGGAUCCAUACAUGACUCCACGUCAGCAGUUCUCCCUCGAGCUUGGGGACCGGGCUCCCAAUGCGAUUCUUCCACCUACGCCAGCGCGAGUUGGGUGCAAGACGACUGACUUUGGUUAUCAGGGAAGCGACUUGUUCUACUUCGAUCCGGCGCAAGUGGCUAGACGAAUCGUGACGCAUGUCCCAUAUCUUCCACUAGUCGAGGCUAGACGUGGCAGCAGCUAUAUUGACACCUGUACGGGGAUGAUCGACGAGCGUUUGUCGAAUGCUGAACUCCGAAUGUGGGGAGAGAACUUGUACAAAUCUGCAUCCACCGAAAUGCACGACAAAACAUCGUUGUUUGAGCUGGAUGAGGAUGAUGAAUGUCUCGACGAAGCGGAUCUGUUCGGUUCACCAAGUACGCCGGGUACGCCAGGGACGCCAGAGGCCGGACGGUAUGGAGACAUUGGCUCGACGCCGCAGGUCGAAAAAGCAUUCAAUGAGACGAUCCGCGCAUUACAUUUGGAUGACCAUGAAUUAGGCACGCAAGCUUCUUCUGCCCACGACGACGCACAAUUCGAUCAAAAUCAAGAUUUCGCCUCAUACGACCAUUCCAGCCCAUUCCGCGUCGCCCCAAGCGAGAGCGAUCUCUUCCAUCUGACCCCCGAUCACAACGAUUCCCAGGACUUUGACAAUGUGAUGGAUAACAGUGAUCCUGCUCCCGUCGACCUCGAGCCUUUCGACUUCGACGAAACGAUGGACGCUGGGGAUCGUGGGGAUGAUUUUGGCGGUAUGACUUAUCAAAAAUUCUCGAUUUAUCGGGCG
This is a messenger RNA of Mesorhabditis spiculigera, 1752 nucleotides long. The record is from the annotation of a GenBank genome assembly. Lineage: Eukaryota; Metazoa; Nematoda; Chromadorea; Rhabditida; Rhabditidae.